Messenger RNA from Closterium sp. NIES-67, 2431 nucleotides. The record is from the annotation of a GenBank genome assembly. Lineage: Eukaryota; Viridiplantae; Streptophyta; Zygnematophyceae; Desmidiales; Closteriaceae.
CCUCUCCCCCUAAUGUUGCAGGCUUCUCUCUCUCCCACGAGCCGAGACGCUUCGGUGGAAACGCAGGGCCUUCGGUGACCCUGCCGUGCGCGUGCAAGUUCGUUGGAGCAUUGGGCGUAGAGGUUAUUUCCAGCGUUAGGAAAAGCCCUACACUGAAACUAGUCGUUCACCUCUUGGCCACACAAGCCGGCGAUCAGCCACGGAGGACUAGCCUGACAGCUGGUCUACGAGGGCUCUGCAUUUAGAGUUGCAUUUAGGGCUCCAGCCGCAUUUAGGGAAAUGCGCAGCAUUUCCGCGCAUGCACAGCCACACUCGUCAUUGUCACCGUUCCAGCAACGAGCGUCCUCCCCCCUCUGUAGUGCCACUCAACGUGACGCCUGCCAAUCACCUGUAGAAGAAGAGCCAGAGCAGACUCCACAUUGUUCUUAACUCGUGACUACUUCCGCUGCGUCGGCUGCGUCGGUUGCGUCGGUUGCGUCGACUGCGUCGGCUGCGUCGACUGCUUUGCUUUGCAAGGGUUUCGUCUCGCAGCCGCCCAGUGCCCUUGCAUUGCCCGCGCUCCGUCAGAACGAGGGAUCCGGGUGGGUGCAAGCUGGCCCGAUUAAAUAGAGAAGUCGUACAGACGAUCUCGUUACACGCGCGAGCUUAUUGGCCCGAGUGGUAACAGGCCUGCCGCUGGCAAGUCGAGCAGGUCGGGCAAGACUCGGCGUUGAGACGCCACGUGGCAAGCCACCUGCAUGCCGCGCACGGCCCGUCGCGCGCGUACCGUUACUCUAACCAUGGGGAGGAUAUGUUGACGCGUUAACUCGCUGGUAGAUGCACGAGAGACCCGUACUGACCGCCGUCCGCCUCCUAACCGAAGCGCCGGCUCGCAACGGGCGUCGCCACGGUGGAUGCGCCAGCAGAGGCCCCCUCGUUACUGGGGGCCUCGGUAGAAGAAGAUCGCGGCGAUCGCGGCGGCGGAGAUGCUGUAGCUCAGGCAAGCUCUUCGUCCAGUCGCAGUCCUGGUGCCACCCUGUCGCAGCUGGGUGUUCCACCGGGCUAUGCGACUUCUGGCGACACAGCCGCUGUCGCCUGCGCGAUCGGUGCGGUCGCGCAACCCGCCGAUUCAGGCAGAUUGUUGUCGCCAAGCCAAGGGAAACAGCUCGAGCAGGAGUCGUUGGUUGUCGCGGAGCCGUCGCCGGCAGAGGCACAGUCGCAGGGAGGUUAUCUAGCGAACGUUUCGUGCCACACUUCGGUGGAGGGGGCGGGGAAGGGGAAGGGGAAGGGGGAGGGGGAGGGGGAGGGAAAGGCGAUUGGGGAAGGGAAGGGGCAUGGGCACGGCGCGAGGGACGCGACGGUAGGCAAGGGGGAGGAGGAGAUAGUGGUGGUGGAAUCGGGGGUUGCGGACGGGGACGGGGGUGCGCAGCGUGCUCCUGGCGGCGGCGCGCACGGCGGAGAAGGCCAGGCGCGGGAGGCGGACCCUGUGACGAUGCCGGGGAAUGCGGCGCGAGGAGCGGAGGAUGCAGCGGGACUGGCUUGCGGAGCAGACUCCGAACCGUCCCAAGCGGAAGCUGUGGCGGAAGGAAGAGGGGACGGCGGAAGAGCGGAUGGGGGAAAGGCGGAGGAGAAAGGGGAGGGGGUGGACGUGGAAGCGGAAGAGGGAGUGGUGGAGUGGAAUGGGGAGCGGUUGGGGAAGAAGGUGCAGUGGCCUGACGAUAGAGGUCUCACGCUGGCUGAUGUGCGCGAGUUCGAACCCAGCGAGUCAAGCUGUGAGGAUGAGGAGAAUGACGACAGGGGACCAAGCCACGGUUGCAGCUGUGCCAUUCUCUAGGUUCUGCCCUACACCUCUGCCCUACACCUCUGCCCUAUACCUCUGCCCUACACCAGCUGUCCUUCCUCCUUCUACUCCCCCCCCCUCCACCCCCUCCCAUUUCCUCUUCCCUUCUCCCUCCCAAUCUUUCAGCGCCUUUACCCUUUCGCUUAUCCUUGCUGCCUCUUCACAUCACUCCAUGUCCCUAUUCCCCCCUCUCACAAGCACUGUCCCUCCAACAACCCCCCUCCCUCAGUCUCACUCUCUCUGGCACUCACUCUCGUUGUGCCUCCUCUCACUCCCCUGUCUGUUGUCUCCUCACUACACCUCCUCUCACUCUCAACUCAACACCUCAUAGACUUCCCCCAUAACGUCAUUAGGAUUUAGGCCACCGCCGAGCCGAUACAGCUUCCUAUAAGCUGCUGCAGUUCUAGCUCCGUUCACUAUCCUUGCAUCCAUGCACGCUGCCCCAACUGUUCAGUUACAGGAAGAGAAGUGCAUUUGCCUAGCGUAGGUAAUUCCUUUUUCUUUGUAACCGCAACAUCAAUGAUUUGUAGGAAGUGCAGGAGUAUGCAGGUUGGAAUACUGCUUGUAGACUGUUGGGCUGAGAAAAGCCCUUAGGAUCUUUUGCAGAGACUA